AUGAGUGAAGUCGUCGCAACCGAGAUCCCGGCGGGUACGCAAGUCGUCGUGGAGGCCGAGCUGCUCACCUCCGAUGUCGACCACACCAUCGAGGAGGUUCGACAGGCCAACCAUCAGAUGAUGGUGACGUCGGGGCUGACGCCGGCCGGCGCUCCGGGCGGCAAAGUGAAUCGGACGCUGUUCUGCCGGAAAUGUGAGGGCCACGGGAUGCAGGUCGUCUUGAAGGGACACGCAUCCAAGUGCCCGUUUAACAAUUGUAAUUGUAAGACGUGCGCCAACGUGAUGUCGAUGCGUGCGAACGCGAUCAUUAGGCGCUAUCGGCAACGCACCAACGAGUGCGGCUUGGUGCUGAAGCCUGUCCACUUCCGGAACGGAAACACUCGACUCCGCGUCUUUCCCAAGUACAUUGAUGACCGAGACGCCCUGCCGAUCCCGCUUGAUCAACGCCGAGCCGCGGCAGCUGCUCACGGGGGUAUGAUUGUGGAGGAAGUGGCUGAAGUCGAAAUCCACUCGUCGCCAAAACGUACGCAUUCCGGGGACGACAUGGUGGCCCUGGGAAAUCAGGCGACGCCGCAGAUCCCGGAUCCGGCGCAGUUGAACCAGAAUCUCUACGACAUCCUCCUCAGCAACGCCAAGCAGGACGCCCCGGAGUGGAAUGGUGGUCUAUUUUCGCAGCUCGGUCGCGCUUCGGCUGACCUGGAAAGCCCGCCCAUCAUCACGUCGACGCCGAAUCUGGCGGCGCUUCAAGGCCUGAACCUGUCGCUGUUGUCGGCGCUCCCCUCCUCCCUCCUGGCAUCGAUGUCCCUCCAGAACUCGACGAUGGGCAACCAUUUUGCCCCACAUUCAGCCACGUACACCACGGCUGCUUCUACCUACCCGUCCUAUUUGGAUUCGCUGACCAAUGGGGGCGCUUUCCAGAGCCUGUCCGAGUCGAAGCAUUUGCCCGGAUUGAGCAUCGUCCCACCGAGCAACGACGCUGAACUGCCCGUGCAGACGUUGACGCCCAAUAAUAUCAUCAACAACCGACAACCAGCCGAGAAGGAGAACGACGAUAGCAUGAACGGCGCUGAACCUUUCACCCGCAAUCUGUGGAUCGCCCCCGGAGCCGAUCGUACCCAUCCCCUAUGGAAUCAGUUCCUGAACACCGUCCGCGAGCUGGAGAAGAACAUGCUCACCGACCUGUCCGCUAUGGGGUCGCGC
Molecule: messenger RNA, 1200 nt
Organism: Mesorhabditis spiculigera
Lineage: Eukaryota; Metazoa; Nematoda; Chromadorea; Rhabditida; Rhabditidae
Source: the annotation of a GenBank genome assembly